Messenger RNA from Zingiber officinale, 2014 nucleotides. Its product is annotated as nuclear poly(A) polymerase 1-like. Gene Ontology annotation, cellular component: nucleus. The transcript has 11 exons. Bases 53 to 2014 code for a protein of 653 amino acids. Gene Ontology annotation, molecular function: poly(A) RNA polymerase activity; RNA binding. The record is from RefSeq and is a predicted model, not a curated record. Lineage: Eukaryota; Viridiplantae; Streptophyta; Magnoliopsida; Zingiberales; Zingiberaceae.
CAGAAAUAUAAAACUUCAGAUCUUUUUGGCAAGCGUGAGUUAUUUGCCACCCAUGGAGAAUUCUGGAGUCGUUAAACGGACUAACGGUCAUCUUGGGGUCACCCAGCCAAUCUCAUGGAGUGGGCCGACAGAGUAUGAUCUCAUCAAGACAGGGGAGCUAGAGAAGUAUCUUGAGGGUGCUGGGUUGUAUGAAAGCCGGGAAGAAGCAGUUUGCAGAGAAGAGGUUUUGGGAAAAUUGGAUCAGAUUGUGAAGCUUUGGAUUAAGAAAGUUAGUAAGGCCAACGGAUUCAAUGAGCAAUUUGUCCAAGAGGCAAAUGCAAAGAUAUUUACUUUCGGAUCUUACCGACUUGGGGUGCACGGGCCUGGAGCGGAUAUAGACAUUUUGUGUGUGGGUCCACGAUAUGCUACAAGAGAAGAAGAUUUCUUCAUACAACUACAUAACAUGUUGUUUGAGAUGCCAGAAGUGACAGAACUGCACCCUAUUCCUGAUGCUUAUGUCCCUGUAAUGAAGUUUAAGCUCAAUGGAGUUUCCAUAGAUCUUCUAUAUGCUAAACUACCGCUUUGGGUCAUUCCUGAAGACCUAGAUAUCUCACACGACUCAACAUUACAAAAUGCUGAUGAGCAGACUAUUCGCAGUUUGAAUGGGAGUAGAGUCACUGAUCAAAUAUUACGCUUGGUGCCAAAUAUUCAUAAUUUUCGCACAACUUUGCUUUGCAUGAGGUUUUGGGCAAAACGUCGCGGAGUAUAUUCGAAUGUUGCAGGAUUUCUUGGUGGUAUAAAUUGGGCAAUACUCGUGGCUCGCAUUUGCCAACUAUACCCAAAUGCAAAGCCAAGCAUGUUGGUAUCACGUUUUUUCCGUGUCUACGCCCAGUGGAGAUGGCCAGCCCCUAUCUUGCUUUGUAAGAUUCAAGAGGGCACUCUUGGAUAUCCUAUCUGGGAUCCAAAGAGAAACUUCAGAGACAGACUUCACCAGAUGCCCAUAAUUACACCUGCAUAUCCUUGUAUGAACUCCAGCUAUAAUGUAUCAUCGAGUACAUUACACGUUAUGAUGGAAGAAUUUCAGCGUGGAGAUCAAAUAUCUAAGGCAAUGGAGGCUGGCAAAGCUGACUGGGAUCGUCUGUUUGAGCCUUAUCCCUUUUUUGAAGCCUACAAAAAUUAUCUGGAGAUCGAUAUAACUGCUGAAAAUGAUUCGGACCUUCGGAAUUGGAAAGGUUGGGUGGAAUCCCGUCUCCGAACAUUGACUCUCAAGAUCGAAAAGCACACUUUUGGCAUGCUUCAGUGUCACCCUUGUCCGCGUGAAUUUUUGGACAAAUCUAGACCUUUUCAUUGCUGUUACUUCAUGGGCCUUCAGAGAAAAAAAGGAGUACCAGUACCGGAAGGCGGCGGCCGACAAUUUGACAUAAGAGUAACUGUGGAAGAGUUCAAGCAUUCGGUCAGCAUGUAUACUAAGCGGAAACCAGGAAUGGAGAUUCGAGUUAGCCACUUAAAAGGAAGAAAUGUUCCAUCAUUCGUAUGGCCUUCUUGUCCUUCCAAAGUAGUUUCUAGAGGGAGGACCUCAGUUAGAGUCCGGGCCGUAAAGGCUGUUGAGGCAUCGGCUAAAAUGGCAGACAGAUUUACUGACAUGCAACAAUUGGAUGAAGGCACUUCUACUGAAUCCACUAGAUCAAAAAGGAGAAAGAUCUUGUAUGAUAGAACAGAGGAGAAUGGUACUCAAGAAGGAAUUUGUAGCGGCAGUAACAUUUACAUACAGGAUGGAGGUACCAUUGCACCUCCUUCUACUCCUCCCACAAAAGAAGUUAUCGCAAAUGCUGCUGGUUGCUCUGUGGAACCUUCUCACACCGGUAAAACAGUGAGCCAAGUAAGAACGCCCAGCGGCAGUUAUACGCAAAAUGGAGGAGCUGAAGAACUUGCUGAUCUAUCUUUGGUGUGGGCUCCUGUUAAGACCACCAAUAACCAACGCAGGCCCUUAAGGGUGCGGUUAUCUACUGUGUUUAGAUCUAGUGGACAAACAUAG